Messenger RNA from Xenopus laevis (African clawed frog), 7212 nucleotides. It is a transcript of the gene cltcl1.L, whose product is annotated as clathrin heavy chain like 1 L homeolog. Gene Ontology annotation, cellular component: cytoplasm; clathrin coat of trans-Golgi network vesicle; clathrin-coated endocytic vesicle. The coding region runs from base 177 to 5222 and encodes 1681 amino acids. Gene Ontology annotation, biological process: receptor-mediated endocytosis; vesicle-mediated transport; intracellular protein transport. The record is from RefSeq and is a predicted model, not a curated record. Gene Ontology annotation, molecular function: clathrin light chain binding; structural molecule activity. NCBI's taxonomy places the organism in Eukaryota, Metazoa, Chordata, Amphibia, Anura, Pipidae. The transcript has 33 exons.
ACGUCCCCGCCUCUCUUUUUCCCAUCUGUGAGCCUGCGCAGCCGGCUUAACAUUGCGCAUGCGCUGAUCCUGAUUCAGUCAUACCGUGUGUCCCGGGCGCCGCUGGCGGAGUCUCCUCAGGACACAGAUUUGGUUGGAUUGGAGAGAGAGAGGCCCGGGACAGUCAGACAGCCAACAUGGCGCAGAUAUUGCCUAUCCGUUUUCAGGAGCACAUGCAGCUCCAGAAUCUGGGGAUCAACCCAGCCAACAUUGGUUUUAGCACACUUACAAUGGAAUCGGAUAAAUUUAUAUGCAUCCGGGAGAAGGUUGGAGAACAGGCACAGGUGGUUAUCAUAGAUAUGGCUGAGCCCAACACCCCACUGAGACGCCCUAUCUCAGCUGAAAGUGCUAUAAUGAACCCUGCCUCCAAAGUCAUUGCACUGAAAGACGCUGGGAAAACUCUUCAGAUUUUCAACAUAGAAAUGAAGAGCAAAAUGAAAGCUCAUACUAUGUCAGAAGAGGUCAUCUUUUGGAAGUGGAUAUCGGUCAACACUGUUGCCCUGGUGACAGAGACAGCAGUUUACCACUGGAGCAUGGAGGGUGACUCCCAGCCUCAGAAAAUGUUUGAUCGCCAUGCCAGUCUUGCUGGUUGCCAGAUCAUCAACUAUAGGACUGAUGAACAACAAAAAUGGCUUCUCCUGAUUGGAAUCUCUGCUCAGCAAAACAGAGUGGUGGGUGCAAUGCAGCUUUAUUCUGUAGACAGGAAAGUCUCGCAGCCGAUAGAAGGCCAUGCUGCUGCAUUUGCUGAAUUUAAGAUUGAAAGAAACUCCAAACCUUCUACACUUUUCUGCUUUGCUGUUCGUGGGCAAGCAGGAGGCAAGUUGCACAUUAUAGAAGUUGGGCAACCUGCCAAUGGGAACCAGCCUUUUACUAAGAAAGCUGUAGAUGUAUUCUUUCCUCCUGAGGCCCAGACUGACUUUCCUGUGGCAAUGCAGAUUGGUACUAAGCAUGGAGUGAUAUAUUUAAUCACAAAGUAUGGCUACAUCCACAUGUAUGACCUGGAAUCUGGAGUCUGUAUCUACAUGAAUCGUAUUAGUGCUGACACCAUCUUUGUCACAUCUCCUUAUGAACCAACCUCAGGAAUCCUUGGAGUCAAUAAAAAAGGACAGGUCCUAUCUGUCUGUGUGGAAGAAGAAAAUAUUGUGAAUUAUGCAACCAGUGUCCUGCAAAACCCAGACCUGGGUUUGCGCAUGGCUGUUCGUAGUAACCUUCCAGGGGCUGAGGAAUUAUUCGCAAGAAAAUUUAAUACCAUGUUUGCUCAAGGGAAUUACUCAGAGGCUGCUAAAGUAGCAGCUUCUGCCCCAAAGGGAAUUCUGCGUACAGCUGAAACUAUCAGAAAGAUCCAGGCAGUGCCAGCUCAACCUGGGCAGGCUUCUCCAUUGCUACAGUAUUUUGGGAUUCUCCUUGAUCAGGGGCAGCUGAACAAACUGGAAUCAUUAGAGCUCUGCAGGCCAGUCUUGCAACAGGGCCGUAAGCAACUCUUGGAAAAGUGGUUAAAAGAAGAUAAGCUUGAGUGUUCUGAAGAGCUUGGAGACUUGGUGAAGGCAGUAGACCCAACUCUUGCUCUAAGUGUUUACCUGCGUGCCAAUGUGCCAAGCAAAGUGAUACAGUGCUUUGCAGAAACAGGGCAGUUCCAGAAGAUUGUGCUUUAUGCUAAAAAGGUUGGGUACACCCCAGACUGGAUUUUCCUUCUGCGUAGUGUAAUGCGAAUAAGUCCAGACCAGGGACUACAAUUUGCACAGAUGCUUGUUCAGGAUGAAGAGCCGCUGGCAAAUAUCAACCAAAUUGUGGAUGUUUUCAUGGAGAACAGUCUGAUCCAACAGUGUACUUCAUUCCUGCUUGAUGCUCUCAAAAACAAUAGGCCAUCUGAAGGCCACCUCCAGACUCGGCUUCUAGAGAUGAAUUUGAUCCAUGCUCCACAGGUAGCAGAUGCAAUCCUGGGGAACCAGAUGUUUACUCAUUAUGAUCGGGCCCACAUUGCCCAGCUGUGUGAAAAAGCUGGACUACUUCAAAGAGCUCUAGAGCAUUAUACAGACCUUUACGACAUCAAACGGGCAGUGGUGCACACACACCUUCUAAAUGCAGAAUGGCUGGUAAAUUUUUUUGGCUCCUUGUCGGUGGAAGAUUCUGUUGAGUGCAUUCGAGCCAUGCUGUCUGCCAACAUUCGGCAGAAUCUACAACUUUGUGUUCAAGUGGCAUCUAAGUACCAUGAGCAACUUGGGACCGAGUCAUUGGUUGAGCUUUUCGAGUCAUUCAAGAGUUAUGAAGGUCUCUUCUACUUUCUGGGAUCGAUUGUCAAUUUCAGCCAAGAUCCUGAUGUCCACUUUAAGUACAUCCAGGCAGCCUGCAAAACAGGGCAAAUAAAAGAAGUAGAACGGAUAUGCAGGGAGAGUAACUGCUACAACCCAGAGCUUGUCAAAAAUUUUCUAAAGGAGGCUAAACUCACAGAUCAGCUUCCACUAAUUAUUGUCUGUGACCGGUUUGAUUUUGUCCAUGACUUGGUCCUGUAUCUCUACCGUAACAGCCUCCAGAAAUACAUUGAAAUUUAUGUUCAAAAGGUAAACCCUAGCCGUAUCCCCGCUGUUGUAGGAGGGCUGCUGGAUGUGGACUGUUCUGAAGAUGUCAUAAAAAAUCUGAUAAUGGUGGUACAUGGGCAGUUCUCCACUGAUGAGUUAGUGGCAGAAGUGGAGAAAAGAAACAGGCUGAAAUUACUUCUUCCGUGGCUAGAAUCCCGAAUCCAUGAGGGAUGUGAGGAGCCAGCUACACAUAAUGCUCUAGCAAAAAUCUAUAUUGAUAGCAAUAACAACCCAGAACGCUUCCUUCGGGAGAACCCCUACUAUGACAGCUGCGUUGUGGGCAAGUACUGUGAAAAAAGAGACCCCCACCUUGCCUGUGUGGCAUAUGAGAGAGGACAGUGUGACCUUGAGCUCAUUAAGGUUUGCAAUGAAAACUCAUUGUUCAAAAGUGAGGCCCGUUACCUUGUACGUAGAAAAGAUGCUGAACUGUGGGCAAGUGUCCUAGAAGAAAACAAUCCAUUUAGGAGGCAAUUGAUUGAUCAGGUGGUGCAAACUGCUCUGUCUGAGACACAAGACCCUGAAGAGGUGUCGGUGACUGUGAAGGCAUUCAUGACUGCUGAUCUCCCCAAUGAGCUUAUUGAGCUUCUGGAGAAAAUAGUGCUGGAUAAUUCAGUUUUUAGUGAGCACAGAAACUUGCAAAAUCUGCUAAUUCUGACAGCAGUUAAAGCUGACCGAACUCGAGUGAUGGAAUACAUCAACCGUUUAGAUAACUAUGAUGCCCCUGACAUUGCCAAUAUAGCCAUCAGCAACCAGCUUUUUGAGGAAGCUUUUGCCAUAUUCAGGAAAUUCGAUGUGAACACAUCUGCAAUCCAAGUUUUGAUUGAGCACAUAGGGAAUCUGGACCGAGCGUAUGAGUUUGCUGAGAAGUGUAAUGAGUCGGCUGUAUGGAGUCAGUUAGGCCGAGCUCAGCUCCAGAAGGACCUUGUUAAGGAAGCUAUAGACUCUUACAUCAAAGCCAAUGAUCCUUCAUCUUAUAUGGAAGUUGUACAGGCUGCAAGUAGGAACAGUAACUGGGAAGACUUGGUAAAAUUUUUGCAGAUGGCAAGAAAGAAGGCCAGAGAAUCUUACGUAGAGACUGAACUUAUUUUUGCAUUGGCAAAAACAAAUCGUCUGUCUGAGCUUGAGGAGUUUGUCAGUGGCCCUAACAAUGCCCACAUUCAGCAGGUGGGAGACCGCUGUUAUGAAGAAGGCAUGUAUGAUGCGGCCAAGCUGCUCUAUAAUAAUGUAUCUAAUUUUGCUCGUUUGGCAUCUACGUUGGUACAUCUUGGGGAAUAUCAGGCUGCUGUGGACAGUGCAAGAAAAGCCAAUAGCACCCGCACUUGGAAGGAGGUGUGUUUUGCUUGUGUGGAUGGAACAGAGUUCCGCCUGGCUCAAAUGUGUGGCCUGCACAUUGUGAUUCAUGCAGAUGAACUAGAAGAGCUGAUCAGUUAUUACCAGGACCGUGGAUAUUUUGAAGAGCUCAUUGCUCUAUUAGAAGCAGCAUUGGGUUUGGAACGAGCUCACAUGGGAAUGUUCACUGAACUGGCCAUUCUGUACUCUAAGUUUAAACCUCAGAAGAUGCGGGAGCAUUUAGAACUUUUCUGGUCACGUGUCAACAUUCCCAAGGUACUGCGAGCAGCUGAGCAGGCCGAUCUUUGGGGUGAACUGGUCUUCCUAUAUGAUAAAUAUGAGGAAUAUGAUAAUGCCAUUAUCACUAUGAUGAACCAUCCAACCAGCGCAUGGAAGGAGGGACAAUUUAAGGAUAUUGUUACCAAGGUUGCCAAUGUUGAGCUGUAUUACAAAGCCCUGCAGUUUUACAUGGAAUACAAACCUCUUUUAAUCAAUGACCUCCUCAUAGUAUUAUCUCCACGUCUAGACCAUACUCGGACGGUCAAUUUUUUUUUCAAGGUCAAUCAGCUGCCCCUGAUUAAGCCAUACCUGCGUUCAGUGCAAACCCACAACAACAAGUCUGUAAAUGAGGCUCUCAAUAAUCUCCUAACUGAAGAGGAGGAUUAUCAGGGUUUGAGAGCAUCCAUUGAUGCCUAUGAUAACUUCGAUAAUAUCAGCCUGGCCCAACGACUGGAAAAACAUGAGCUGAUUGAAUUUCGCAGAAUUGCCGCUUAUCUGUACAAGGGGAACAACCGUUGGAAGCAGAGUGUAGAACUGUGCAAAAAGGAUCAGCUGUAUAAGGAUGCCAUGCAGUAUGCUGCGGAAUCUAAGGAUACUGAACUGGCUGAAAAGCUGUUACAGUGGUUUUUGGAAGAAGGGAAGCACGAGUGUUUUGCUGCCACUCUGUUCACUUGUUAUGACUUGCUGCAUGCAGAUAUUGUGCUGGAGCUUGCCUGGAGACACCAUAUUAUGGAUUUUGCAAUGCCUUACUUCAUCCAAGUCAUGAGAGAAUAUCUCACUAAAGUGGACAAGCUGCAUGCUGCAGAAAGUCUGAGGCAGGAAGCAGAACAGGUUACAGAACCUACCCCAAUUGUUUUUGGUCAGCAGUUGAUGCUUACAGCAGGCCCUAAUGGUGUGGUGCCACCUCAACCUAACUUCCCCUAUGGAUAUGCUGCACCCACCAACUUCACCCAGCCUCCUCCACCCUCUGUCUCUCCUGGCUAUGGCUUUAACAUGUAGCCUCCAAGGAUCCCCUGAUCUUUCACCUAGUUUAAACCUUGAAGCCCUCUUAAACCUGAGUUGACUGCAGUUCAUCUUGGACACCUUUAUUUAUUACAUUUGCUCUUACAGACUAUUAUCCAAAAACGGCAGCUUUUUAGCAAGUCACAACCAUAAUAUCUUGAAAAGUGUUUUUAUUUCCUUGGGGGUUUUUUUUGUAUAAAAGGGAAUGGCCUUGAUUUAGCAGCACUAAUUUCAAGAUUAUUCCAUAUGUUAAUGGAGCAACCAUUCUGUACUGUAAACUACUGCUCAUGAAGCGUUGCAGCACUGUAUCUACACUAAUGCCCUUCUCGACCACUGCUUUUAUUCACGUAUCCAAAUUCCAAAGUUUAAAACAGUCAUGGCAAACUGAAACUGCUGCUACAUCCUGAGUCAGUCAAUUUAAACCCAAUUCUGUUUAUUCCUAUGACACCAGUAGAAAAGCAUCCCUGAUUGUGUCCAUAUCAUUGAGAAGGAAGGCCAUAUUAAGAACCAGAGAAGCAAGGGUUUGAGGCAUGGAGACAAGAAAAGAGUGUAGAUAACAUUUAUUGUAAAGAGUAGCAUUGACAUGAGUGCAGAGAUCUAUACUCUUGUUAUCAUACCCUACUAUGUACAACAAAAUAUGGUACGGAAUGUUUUUAAAAGGUUUGUGCCUUUUAUGCCUUUUAUCUUUUGUCCUGAUACAUUUUACAUUAAUAAUCAUGUUGGGUUUCCUGUAAUCAUGUCAGAUUUAUUAGUCAAGCUGAUUUACUGGAGAAAAAAAAUGUAUUUUGUCUCCUACUAUUUGGCAUUUGUAUCUGUGCAUAUGGACAGGCAAGACCUGGGUUAUCUGCCAUGGUUUCUUUCGAGUUUCAUGUCUAUAUAAAGAGCUGGGUGCUAUUUUGACAUUCAGCUUUAGCUAUGAACCUAGUCUUCUGUAGCCUCUGUUGCUGUAUCCAAGCUCCUUACUGCACUGCAGUAUUGUACACUACAUUUCAUGUAUUUUCUCAGACUGCAGUUUUUCAAGUCUCUUGAUUGAGCAUUCCAGGCCCUAUCUAGAGAAACACUGAAUUAAGUUACAGUUAGUGUUACUCAACUUUUGCCAGAUUGAAUGCCGAAUCCCCAUGCUCUUCUAUUUCUGCUCUCUAUGAGUGGGGAAACUUUUUUUUGGUCAACAUUUUCCUGGAUCAGGUCUUUUGUUGUCCCCAUAACCUAUACAGUGGAAUCAUUCAUACAAUUCUACUCCGUCUUUUCUGGUUUAUUUGUUGUUCUGCUGUUUAAAGGUAAACUAAAGCUAACAUUCAAUUGGAAAGCUAUGCAUCUAUAAAUAAUCUGUUAGUUACUAAAAUGAAAAAAAAAAAAUAGCACAAAUAUGUCACAGAGAAAUCUGUCAUCAAUGUCAAUAUAUUUCAAAUAUCUUAAUAUAUAAUAAACCAAUCAGAUACAGAAUUGCGUUUUCAGCCGAAUACUGAGAAGACAAUUGUGGAGGGUUGUAGUACAACAUACUCCUCUAUAGCUAUGAGGGAUUGUUGACUUUUUUUUGCAGACUGAGCUGGAAUCUGUGACUACUUGGUAAAGACAGAAAUUGUUACAAUUUAACAGUACUGUUAUCUCAUUGAUCUGUACAAAGAAAAAAAUGUGUGCUUUCUAACCGCUUGCACAUUUCAUGUGCUGCUUUUCAUCUGCUGGGUGAAGCUUUCUGCUUCUUAAACACAAGUACCCCAGCAAUAUGCAGCUGCUCAGGAGGUGGCUAUUGCAAUGGAACACUUCUCCCUAUUUGCUGGGGAAAAAACAAUGCAUGAUAAUGCAGAUAUUACUAGUGCUCUACAUUUGUUGGUAAUAUGAAAAGCAUUCAAAGCAAUCUGUAUUUUAGCGAUAGUUUUCCUUUAAAAAUAACUUAUUUUUUUUCUACAUCAAGCCAGCAUGUGCCAAAUGUUUUUUUCUGUAGAUGUUAUACUAUGUGUUUUGUGCAUUAAAAAAUACAUAUAUAUUA